This is a messenger RNA of Triticum dicoccoides, 2718 nucleotides long. RefSeq lists its product as uncharacterized. The record is from RefSeq and is a predicted model, not a curated record. The transcript has 11 exons. NCBI's taxonomy places the organism in Eukaryota, Viridiplantae, Streptophyta, Magnoliopsida, Poales, Poaceae. Bases 737 to 2515 code for a protein of 592 amino acids.
CACGGCAACCGCAGCCGAAAAAGCUCCCACUAAACAAGAAACAGAGCACGAGGCUUCCACUUCCACGACGCAAUCUCCAUCCACCCCUUCUUCCUCCUGCACCCGCGCCCCACCCAAAAGGAAGCAAGAAUCUGCGCCUGCACCGCAGUGCCUCCUUUCUCCCUCCUCCCCGCCUCCCCGGAGCCCGCCCAGCAUCGGAUCCUUCGCCCCCCGGGGCGGUUUCUGAAUCCAGCCGAGCCAGCCCAGUCCCACCACCAAUGGGCGCCGUGGCGGUUCCUUUCGCUGCUCAUUUUCUGGUGUAACCACCCCGACCCCAGCCAUCUAUCUCCCUGCCCUGCGCUUUUGCGUCGGCAAGGCUCUCCUCCAACUCCAACCAGGCUUUCCGACGGCACGGGCUUGUCUGUCGCCGGAGGGAGGGCCCACUGCCCCUGUCGUCUUGCUGGCGCUGGCCCUCUAGUCCUUCCUAGGUUGUCCCUCCCUACAUCGUCUUGGGGUGGUCCGAAUCUUCAGUCAGGAAGGUAUUCCAGCCUUGCUUGUGUCUGGGGUUUCGCUCGUUGCUUCCCAACUGUCCCCAAGGUUUUGCCAAGUUUGGGUGACCAAGGAUUCCUGGCGAGGAGGAUUUUGGUUCCCCUGAAGCUCCUUGGUGCUCCGAAUUUGGGGGGUUUUGGAGGAAAGCUGUAAGUCUUGGCCUCCUGCUCCUUGGUUAGUCCGACCAAGGCCGAAGAAGAACUUGCCAAUGGAGCCGCCUAGCAGUAGCAGGCUCUGGGCGUCUCUCUGGACCUUCAUCAAGUUCCUGCCCUACUUCUGCGGCCUCUUCAUCCUUGGGCUCAUUAAAGGUGUUCUGCUAUGCCCAUGGGCAUGCCUUAUUAUGGCAAUCGGAAUAUCUGCACUAAUUCUUGGGUUAUGGCCUAUGCAUCUGAUUUGGACAUACUACUGCAUCAUCAGAACCAGAAUGGUUGGACCUGUAGUAAAGCUUCUACUUCUUGUUGCUGCCACUGUGGUCAUGAUCUUAUGGUUGAUAGUUGGCAUCCCGGGAAGCAUUUUGGCUGGAUUAUUAUAUGGCUUUCUAGCACCGAUAAUGGCCACAUUCGAUGCAGUUGGAGAAGGCAAAGAAAAUACAUUUGUUCAUUGCUUUGUGGAUGGAACAUGGAGCACUAUUACUGGGAGUUGUACAGUGGUCAGGGAUUUGAAAGACAUGCUUUUCCACUCCUAUUUUUCAAUUAUGGAUGACCUUCGUCUUCAGACACCUCCUUGUGGAAAGCCAUAUGAGAUAAGAUUGCUUGAUAUUCCCGGGGCGUUGUUGUCUGCUGCUUGUGGACUCAUACUGGAUGUAAUAAUGUUCACACUAAUUGCCAUCUACAAGUGCCCUGUGAUGCUCUUCAAAGGGUGGAAACGACUGAUUCAGGAUUUGAUUGGGAGAGAAGGACCUUUUCUGGAGACAGCAUGUGUGCCAUUCGCAGGUCUUGCUAUUCUUCUCUGGCCAUUUGCGGUACUGGGGGCUGUUCUUGCAUCCAUCCUCUCUAGUAUUCCUUUAGGCCUGUUUGGUGCAGUUGUAGCUUACCAGGAAUCCUCUGUAGUCAUGGGACUCUCUUAUGCUGUCUCAUCUGUGUCCAUCUUUGAUGAGUACACGAAUGAUGUACUUGACAUGGCACCGGGAUCUUGCUUUCCAAGGUUGAAAUAUCGGAAACAGAAAAAUGAAGAUUCUUCACAUGGUGGUCAACUAUCUAAGCCAGGCUCAUUCGACAAGGAGAACCAAGAAGGAAAGAAACCUCUAAACCGUGUUACAUCAUUUAAGAACAGCAUGGAUGAGUUCAAUCCAUUCAAGAUGCUGGACCACUUAUUUGCUGAAUGCAAGCGGCAGGGAGAGGUUUUGGUGAAUGAAGGAGUGAUAACAAUGAAAGACAUCCAAGAAACGAAGUCAGGCAAAGUUGGCAGUGGGGUUCUUAACGUUGGUUUACCGGCAUAUGUAAUCCUUAAUGCACUCCUUCGAUCUGCAAAAUCUAACUCUAAUGGCCUAAUCUUGAGUGAUGGCACUGAGAUUACAUCUGAUAAUAGGCCUAAAAGCACUCUCUUUGACUGGUUCUUCGACCCUCUUAUGAUCAUCAAGGAACAAAUUAAAGCCGAGAAUUUCACAGAAGAAGAGGAAGAAUACCUCAAAAUGCGAGUCCUGAUGGUUGGUGAGCCUAGUAACCUCAAGGGCACUCUUCCUCAUGUGCCAUCACUGAAUGAGCGGAAUAAAGCAGAAAUCGACGCAUUUGCUCGAAGAUUGCAAGGAAUCACUAAGUCGAUAUCGAGAUAUCCUACAUCCAAGCGUCGUUUUGAUGUUCUUGUGAAGUCUCUCUUGUCGGAGCUCGAGAGGACGAUGGGUGGCAGCGCGCCUGCCAAUGGAUCCCAAGCGCUAAGGUCGAGAGGCGGCAUUGCCCGGAUGCUUAGCCAGAAAUCCAUUGGGAAGACUGCAAACAUCAUGGAUGAAGAUCCAGAAGCACAAGUAACAAGGAAGGCUCGCACCCCAUGAUAGCUUUGAGUCUUUGGUGAUGUAUUGUGUAGCUGACAAGCUAGUGAGAGACCAGCUCUGUAAAAAUGUGUAAAAGAGAAACAGCUAUGAGCUAGUAUGAACGUUCUUAGGUGUAGCUUGAGUUGUUGCAAGUUUUGUUGUGUAAUUUGCUGCUAUUGGUUUUUGCAGACUACAUUUAUGAGAAAUCUUGCAAGAUCUCACUA